Colletotrichum lupini is the source of this 2007-nucleotide messenger RNA. RefSeq lists its product as uncharacterized. Lineage: Eukaryota; Fungi; Ascomycota; Sordariomycetes; Glomerellales; Glomerellaceae. The record is from RefSeq and is a predicted model, not a curated record. The transcript has 3 exons. Bases 1 to 2007 code for a protein of 668 amino acids.
AUGGCGCAUCCUCUCUUGGUAACGAAGCAGAGGGAUGCUGGUGGCCCCAAAUCCUUCACGAGACCUCAAGCCAAAGGCCGCUCGGAAGUCACGCCGAGGAAAGACUUGUCGUCAAUGCAAGGAAGUUCCGAUUCGGAGCUCAGUCUAAAACGCGACGGCAGCACAAGAAACAGGCAUAUCGCCUCCUUGAGCAACUUAUGGCACAAAACUGUCUCCCGUAUGCCGACCUUAAGCAAAAAGGAUGCCUCGAAAGGACAGAUUGCCAGGGCAGCUCAUGCCUCCUCAACAAGUCAGUCUGAUUCGCAGACUGACGAAGGUGAACAGCAUCAGAUCGACAAGCCUGCAACUAGCAAGGACGAUACCACGUCAUCCCAGAGGAAAAAAGGUUUGUUCAAACGCCGAAGCCUCGGAAACAUAUUUGGUACCAGCAGCCGAAAAACGCUCAAGAGAUACAUCAAGUCCGAGGAGGCUCUCGCGACCUCUGUGGGGUCUGACGUGGAGACGCCAGUCCAUGACAGGUUUCCAUCUGCCUCGCUCGUCGCUCCAGAGCUGCCAAAGGUGCGGGCAUCAGGAAACUUUGAGAAGGAGUGCGUGAUCAUCACUGGAGAGCCACCCACAGUGCAACCGCCGAUUUGCCUGGGAAAACAAACGCCCCAAUUACUGGAAAUACAGACGGGAGAUGGCCAGCCCCCUUUCCUUGAUCUAGGUGAUGCCGUUGAGGAUCAAGUUCCGGAUGUGUCGCUAUCAGCAUUGGCUUUGGCCAAGCGACCUAGGUCCUUGGAUCUCAAGAAACUCCUGGUAGACGCUUCGGCAGCAGCAGAUCUGGACUUCAUCACAUCGGCCUUGGACAAGGGAAAGGGCAAGGAAAAGCAGACAUCGAAGCCACCCUCCACUGAUCAGCAUGUGCACCUGGAGUCUGGAACACCGCGACCAGUCGAGGUAAAAAGCCCUCUCGAGGUAGCCAACAAAGCCUUGGAGGCGGAGUCUAGUAACAUGGUUGCAAGCAUCAAGACGACUGAUGCAGCCUCCGCUGUCAUCCAAGCUGAGAUGUCCAACAAAAUUCUACCUGCAGUGAAUACCGAGGUGACUGAUCCACCCUCUACUAUCUUCCCGGUCGAGAUGUCCAACAGGAUUGUACCCGUGGUCAAUACUGCGUUGAGCAGAUUUCCUGGAGAUUCCGACUCUCGAGAUGCUGUUGCCAGCACAGAGGCGACUGGCCCGAGAAUCAAAGAGGUAACCGUUCGAGACGCCGGGUACACUCCAAAUGAGAAACCGGAGUUUGAAACAUCAACGAGGGAGCACAUAUUGAGGUCGGAAGACUGGGAGAGCGAUAUUACUGUAGCUGGACUGGAGAAAGAUAAUGUCCCAGACACAACCCUGAUGCGCAAACGAUCGGACGAUGGACAACUCCAAGAAUACCUAUCUUUGCCACGCAACGUGAGCGAAGGUGAAGCUGAGACCAAGCCUAAAUACGGCAAAUGGCUGUCGCGGAGCGCUAUUCCAGUGACGGAUAACUCGACAAUGACUCGCGAAAUACAUAGAGAAACGAUGGACACAGGCCGGCUCGCUGUGAUCCCGGAUAUGACCCUAGAACUCGAGUCUACGAAGAGAAACGAAUACAGCAUAAUCUACCCGCCGAACUACGUUUCCAAACCUCGGGUUACCUCGAUGAAUGCUUUGAUUAUGGAGCCUCUCCUCAAUACAGCAACCGAACGCCAUCUUGUCAUAUCCGAUAGCAAAGGCAGGGCUAUCACUAGCAACGGCUCCAGCAAUUUGAGCGUUGAUUCAGGUGGCUCAGAGAUCCGAAGGAGAAAGACAAAAAGCAUGACGUUCAUCAAAAACAUUGAUAUUUCUUCUCUCGACAAUUCUUACAAUCAAAUGCGGAAGUUGGCCUUCCCUGGAGACUCAAUUGGUGGCCCUGAAAGCCGGUCCGAGACAUCAGUCUAUUACGACGGAGGCAGCUGGGACGUUUGUGAGGACUGCAGUGAUGUAGAUGAUGUUUUCUGA